AUGGCGUUUGUACACCUUGUGGCGCUGUUCAUGAUACUCAGUGCUAAUCCAGCAUAUACUAGCAUCCUGCGGCAACGAGCGGCGCUACCAACAACGUUACACACACCACUCGGUACGGUACUGGGUGUGGUGCUGCAGACCGAGUUCCUGCGCCCCUACACCACCACCCUCGUCACUCUGCACAGCGAGACAGUAGAGGGAAGGGGCCAGCUGCAGGAUCUGCUGUCCGAACUUCUGAUCCACCACGUGCGCGGUCAGUUGGUAGUGCAGCUGCGACCGGAGGCACCUGGCAGUAGUCGGCAGUGGCACCGGUGGGCCCCACCCUGGACCCACUGUCUGCUGCUAGCUGAGAGCUAUGGUGCGCUACGCACGGUUUACGACCGUCUUGCCACCACCAACCGCUACGACGUAUCAGGCUACUACGUGAUCGUGCUGAUUGCCGAAGAAACCGCGCUCGCCACGGUCAACAGCCUCUUCAACGAUCUGUGGGCACGCGAAAUUGUCAACGUGGUGGUCGCCAUCCGCCAAGCUUACACCACUGCAAUCAAUACCAUCCAGCUCUGGACGUACCUGCCAUUCUCGCCGGGUCUGUGUCGGGUGCCGAAACCGGUGUUGCUGCUGAACUGGCCAAACGAUACCGCACUCUACGCGAUCGACUUCUUUCCCCGAAAGAACCUCCGCUUCCACGGUUGCCCAUUGCGCGUCGGUACCUUCGAGACGCGCCCGUUCACGAUGCUGCUGCCGGCGACGAUGACCAACCGGCUCGGCGGUUUCGAGGGAGACCUUCUCGAAUGCCUCGCCCAGAAGCUCGAGUUCACUGUCGAUCUACGGAUACCGCCACGAGCACAACAGUGGGGCAGAGCUGCGUUCGAGAAUAGUACCGGCAUGAUGCGGAUGAUCUACACGGCCGAGGUCGAUUUCGGUAUCGGUUGCCUGGGCGUGUCGUACGAGCGGAGUGCCAUGCUGAAGGCGGGCAUGGUGCACUUUACGACGACGCUGGUGUUGGUUGUGCCGCCCGGUCGCCCAUACAGCUCGUUCGAAAAGCUAUUUCAGCCGUUCCGGAGUAUCAUCUGGUACGUGACGCUUGUAUACAUCGUGGUCGGGCUGCUGGUCAGCGCAACGCUCAACCGCCGAUCGACGCCGGCUAUACUGCGGCGCGCAUUUGCCAGCGCCACCGAACCGGCCCUCAAUCUCGUGCGCGUCUUGUUCGCCAACCCGUUACCCUUUCCACCGCAUGCGUGCCUGGCACGGACACUGCUCCUGCUCUGGAUCAACUUCUGUCUGGUGCUACAGAUCCUUUACCAGGGUUCGCUCUAUCGCUAUCUGCAGCGCUCAAGCGGCCGACCGCCAAUGGCAACGCUCGCCGAGAUAGAUCAAUCGCGGGCCGCCUUCCACAUCAGCGAUUCCGCCCGGCGCUACUUCGAACCGUACCCGCACCGGUUGGCUCGCCUUCGCUACCUGCCGGCUGUACCGGAUAGCAUAGCGGCCCGGUUACGCUGGGUCGGUGAACACCCGGACGAUCCGGACGUGAGCAUGUGUACGCGAGACCACGUGGCUUACCACAAUAUGCGUCAUCGACUGGAUGGGCAGCGGGUGCGUGUUGCCCGCCAGCCAAUAGCCCUCUACACCGUCACCAUCCUCUACCCAAAGCGUUCCAUGCUGACGCCCGGGUUCGACGACCAGAUCGAACAGAUCGUCGCGGCCGGGCUACUCAAGCGCUGGGCCGGACGCUAUGGUGACUACCGUGACCAAGGAGAGGGGAAUGCCGACACCGCCACCAUCGCUGCCUCCCAACCGGCUCCAAUCCAUCUUGUGCAGCUGUUGGGGGUUUUCGAGGUACUCGUCGCUCUGCUCGCCUUCAGCACACUCGUCUUCAUCGCUGAACGAUUUCUAGCGGCGGACGGCAUCGCGCCGCAACUUUAA
Anopheles darlingi is the source of this 1923-nucleotide messenger RNA. RefSeq lists its product as uncharacterized. The transcript has a single exon. NCBI's taxonomy places the organism in Eukaryota, Metazoa, Arthropoda, Insecta, Diptera, Culicidae. Gene Ontology annotation, cellular component: membrane. Gene Ontology annotation, molecular function: glutamate-gated receptor activity. The record is from RefSeq and is a predicted model, not a curated record. Bases 1 to 1923 code for a protein of 640 amino acids.